This is a messenger RNA of Plasmopara halstedii, 309 nucleotides long. RefSeq lists its product as uncharacterized. The transcript has a single exon. The record is from RefSeq and is a predicted model, not a curated record. Lineage: Eukaryota; Oomycota; Peronosporomycetes; Peronosporales; Peronosporaceae. Bases 1 to 309 code for a protein of 102 amino acids.
AUGCAGAACAACGUGAUAAGCUUUGAAGACUCGGACACGAUCAUCACUGCGCACAUGGAAUACAAGACAAAGAAGGGUGUUCAAGAAGCCUACGAGAAGGACAGCUCUUUCAGAGACGUCUUCCGAGGCGAUCGACAGGACAAGAGAUUUGUGAAAAUAAACGGACUCAUCUACUUGAGCAGCGACAACAAAUCCAAGAGACUCUGCAAUCCAGACGACGACAAGAUCAAGGUUGCCAUCCUGCAUAACAGUCAUGACGCAGCAAGCGCAGCAUAUUCAGACGUGGUGUUAAUAAUUAUAUUAGUAUAG